GCUGACUGUGUAAUGAGAGCCGGAUCGCGACUGAAGCUCCGCCUCAUAAACACUUUUACACUGUUUUACACUCAUUUACACGCUCAGAGUCGGCGUGAAGAGCGGAUUCUGCGCUCAUUAGCGGGCGUCAGCGGAUCCGCGGAUCUUUAUUCUCCGGUUUUUAGCCUGAGUCUGAGUUUGAGGCCGGUGUGAGUUUCAAUGACGCCAUGAUGUUAUUUUUACCAGAUGAGCUCACGAACUCACUCUAACUUCACCAGCGGCGAACUGACCAGCUUUAACUAGCCUAACUACCCAUCCGCGUCUCAGUCGGGGUUACUACUCACCCGGUCUUCUUUAUCUGUGGAUUUGCUGUAAAAUGAAACGGACUGAAACUUUCACGCAGGAUGACGGAGUGCAGCGGUAAGGAGGUGCAUGAGGUCACGCCGCUGCCGCCUGUCUGUGGAGCCCCUGUGAUGGUGUGAAAGAAACUCCUAUCAGCCACUGAGCCCCAAACACACACACACACAGGCUGCGAGUAAGUGUGUUUUUCCUCUGGAGUUUCCUCUGGCUGUUUCUCAUACGUUUUUGGGCCGCCUGCCGAACGCAUCAUCAGCUGCUACAAUGGGGCCGUUGAUCUCCUGAGCGUAGCGUCACUGAGACACAGAGACUGUUAGUGCAGAGACGGACUGAGGGAUUGUGGGUAUGUGUGAGCGCGCGGCGCGGCCCAUCGGGGCCGAGGGUCUGGUGGCUCUGCUGGAGGGCUCUCUGGACCGCGUGCUGCUGAUCGACAGCCGGCCGUUCGUGGAGUACAACGCGUGUCACAUCCUGGAGGCCGUGAACGUCAACUGCUCCAAACUGAUGAAGAGGAGAUUACAGCAGGACAAGAUCCAGAUCAGUGAACUCCUGCAGCACUCGGCCAAGAGGAAGCUGGAGCUCCAGGGUCAAGAGGUCGUGGUGUAUGACCAGAGCUCGUCUGACCCCGCCUCCCUCUCAUCAGAGGCCUUCCUCAGCGUCCUAUUGGCCAAGCUGGAGAAGAGUUUCCCAUCAGUCCACCUGCUCUCAGGUGGUUUUGUGGCGUUCUCGCAGCUGUUCCCGGGUCUGUGUGAAGGCAAGUCCCCGCUGGUGCCAUCCUGCAUCUCUCAGCCCUGUCUCCCUGUGAGCAGCAGCGGGCCGACGCGGAUCCUGCCGCACCUGUACCUGGGCUGCCAGAGAGACGUGCUCAACCAGGAGCUCAUGCAGCAGAACGACAUCGCUUACGUGCUCAACGCCAGCAACACCUGCCCCAAACCAGACUUCAUCCCCGACUCGCAUUUCCUGCGCGUGCCGGUCAACGACAGCUUCUGCGAGAAGAUCCUGCCCUGGCUGGACCGAUCCGUGGAGUUCAUAGAGAAAGCCAAGGCCAGUAACGCCAGCGUCCUGGUCCACUGUCUGGCGGGAAUCUCUCGCUCGGCCACCAUCGCCAUCGCUUACAUCAUGAAGAGGAUGGACAUGUCUUUAGAUGAAGCGUACAGGUUCGUGAAGGAGAAACGGCCGACCAUCUCGCCCAACUUCAACUUCUUAGGUCAGCUGCUGGACUUCGAGAAGAAGUUGAAGAGCGCGAGCGAGGCGCCGCUCAAACCGCGAGCGCCGUCAGACGAGCAGAAGCCGGAGCCGCUGACGAUGCCCUGCGUUCUGGCCGGCGUCCCCGAGGAGCAUCUUCUGGCCCGUGCGCUCUGCGGCCUUCAGCUCGGCGAGGAACCGGAGGAGGACGUCCGGCCCAAACGCUCCUUCUCCCUGGACAUCAAGUCGUACGGCGAGUCCAGAGCGCCUCUGCGAGCGUUUCCCGUCGGUGAACCCUGCCAGUUCUCGCCGGUGCAGGAGGUUUCAGAGCAAAGUCCAGCUGAAGAUCAAGCUAACAAGAUGCUCCAGCGCAGCGGCAGCGUGGAUGGAGCUCCAGCGGGGGUCCCGUCUCACUCGCAGCACCCGUCUAAAGCGGCGGCGGGGGCUCUGAAGGGCUGGCACUCGGACAUCGUCCUGGGACCCGUGGCCGGAGGCUGGUUCCUCUCCUCAGAGUCGGCACGCUUCUACUCCACCUCGGCCAUCUUCAGCGGCGGCAGCUGCGCUCCGGGUCUGGAGGCGGUGAGGAGACGCGGCCGGCAGCGCAGCGGAGACGGAGGAGACUCGCGCAGGAGCUGGCACGAGGAGAGCAGCUUCGAGAAGCAGCUGAAGCGCAGGAGCUGCCAGAUGGACGGCAUGACGGACAGCCGAUCCCGAGAGGAGAUGGGCACGAGGAGCAGCCAGUCCAGCUUCUCCGGCAGCUUGGAAAUCAUCGAGGUCUCCUGAGGACUCCACACGCGGUCAUUCGUUUCUUUGCUUUGUUCUCAUUCAGAUUUGAACUCGAUUUGGUGGGAGUCUCUCUGAACCACAGACAUCCAGGACCUCACGACACAAAUUAAGGCAAGAAACUACAGAUGAACAGGCUGAACCUUAAUAUACAUCACCAGCUGACUGAUUACAUUAAGAAUUACAAACAUUUCACCAUGAUUUCAGCGUGAAUGAACUGUGUCCCUGGAGCACAGAAGCAGUCAUAAGUAGCACAGGUAUAUUUGUAGCAAUAGCCAACAAUACAUUGUAUGGUCAAAAUGAUAAAUUUCUCUUUUAUGCCGAAAAUCA
This is a messenger RNA of Cyprinus carpio (common carp), 2631 nucleotides long. Its product is annotated as dual specificity protein phosphatase 16. NCBI's taxonomy places the organism in Eukaryota, Metazoa, Chordata, Actinopteri, Cypriniformes, Cyprinidae. Gene Ontology annotation, biological process: negative regulation of MAPK cascade; protein dephosphorylation. The record is from RefSeq and is a predicted model, not a curated record. Gene Ontology annotation, molecular function: MAP kinase tyrosine/serine/threonine phosphatase activity; protein tyrosine/threonine phosphatase activity. Gene Ontology annotation, cellular component: nucleus; cytoplasm.